This is a messenger RNA of Raphanus sativus (radish), 1154 nucleotides long. RefSeq names its product transcription factor MYB58. Bases 99 to 932 code for a protein of 277 amino acids. The transcript has 3 exons. Lineage: Eukaryota; Viridiplantae; Streptophyta; Magnoliopsida; Brassicales; Brassicaceae. The record is from RefSeq and is a predicted model, not a curated record.
CGUACCAAUUAGAUUUGGUAGAAAGGAAUCUCAAGGGUGUUAAAAAAAAGAAUCUCAAAAGUGUGCGAGAGAAAAAAAAACUGAGAGACAGAGAGAGAAUGGGCAAAGGGAGAGCUCCAUGUUGUGACAAAACCAAAGUGAAGAGGGGACCAUGGAGCCAAGAUGAAGACUUGAAACUCAUCUCUUUCAUUCACAAGUAUGGUCAUGAGAACUGGAGAUCUCUCCCCAAUCAAGCUGGAUUGUUAAGGUGUGGCAAGAGUUGUCGUCUUCGAUGGAUCAAUUACCUCAGACCUGAUCUCAAACGUGGCAAUUUCACCUUAGAGGAAGAAGAAACCAUCAUUAAACUCCACCAGAGCUUCGGAAACAAGUGGUCCAAGAUUGCUUCUAAACUGCCAGGAAGAACAGACAAUGAGAUCAAGAAUGUGUGGCAUACACAUCUCAAGAAAAGAUUGAGCUCCUACAUCAACCAUAAUGCCAGUGAUGAAGCAGCAACAAAAGGUUCUUUGAAUAGAGAAGAGACGUCUCAAGAAUCAUCUCCUAAUGCUUCUAGGUCUUUUGGUGGUUCCAACAUUGUUAGCAAAGAGGAUGAUGAUGUGCAGAUAGGUGAAACGUUUGAGUGUUUUCAAGAUUAUAGCGAAUUGGCAGGGAUGUUACAAGAGGUAGACAAACCAGAGCUGCUGGAGAUACCUUUUGAUAUAGAUCCUGACGUGUGGAAUUUCAUAAAUGGUUUCCAACAACCUGAAAACAGUUUGACUCCAAGAGCUCAUCAAGAAUCUGAAGAAGCUGAAGUUGAUAAAUGGUUCAAGAACCUGGAAAGCGAACUCGGGUUAGAAGAAGACAAUAGCCAACAACAAGAACAACCUAAUGAAGCUAAAGAAGAAUCACCCUCUCCAUCACUCUUGGAAAGUUAUGAGCUCCUGAUAAAUCAUUAAUGAAGACAUAAAUGAACUCAUAUUACUGAUUAUUCUCAAUCAAGAUGUACAAUAGAGAUAAAAUUCAGGAUCAGGUAGGUGCAUGUAAUAGCAAUAGCAAAGAAACGUAGAAGUUACAGAGCCAAAAGAUUGCUUUGUAUUGAAACCAAAGAAACAUGGUUUGAGAUGGAAUAAUAAUACCUAUUAGAUAGCAACCAUCAGAUUGGUUAAGAUUAAUUGUUA